CCAGCCCACGACACCCUCUCGCCAUUGCUCGCACCCCGCAACCGCCCCCGAGGCCCAUAUUCCCCGCCCAAUAUGCCGCCCGCGCAGCCACGCAAGCCAGACGUCUCCGCCGCGGCCAAGGAGCGCAACGAGUACAUCCCGUCCUUCAUCUCGAAGAAGCCCUUCUACGCCGUCGACGAGACUGGUGAGGACAACAACGACUACCUCGAGCAUCAGCGUCUACAGAAGCAGGAACAAGACUCGAAAUGGUACGACCGAGGGAAGAAAAUCGGGCCCGCGGCGACCAAGUACCGCAAAGGCGCAUGCGAAAACUGCGGAGCAAUGACCCACAAGAAGAAGGAUUGCCUUAGCCGACCGCGGAAGACAGGCGCGAGGUGGACUGGCCGGAACAUUGAGGCAGAUGAGGUCGUUCAGGAUGUGCAGCUAGGCUGGGAUGCGAAGCGCGAUCGCUGGAAUGGAUACGAAGCGUCCGACUACAUGCAGGUGAUUGAGGAAUACAACGAGCUCGAGGCGAUACGGAAGAAGGCGAAGGAAGCAAAAAACGAGGAUCAAAAGUCUGGGGACGACGAGGACGACGAGGGCGACAAGUAUGACGCGGAGACAGAUAUGGGGAGGAAGCAGGCCACAUCCACGCGAAAUCUGCGGUUACGAGAAGACACAGCCAAGUAUCUGCUCAAUCUGGAUCUAGACUCCGCCAAAUACGACCCGAAGACACGGUCAAUGGUGGAUAGCGGCGCAACGGCAGACAAUGCGGCAGCGUUGGUUGCCGAAGAGGGCUUCGUCAGGAAGUCGGGCGAUGCAGCAGAGUUCGAAAGGGCACAGCGGUACGCCUGGGAGACACAAGAGCGUGGAGACAAGAACAAAAUACAUCUUCAGGCGAACCCCACGUCCGGCGAGUACAUGCGGAAGAAGGAGCUCCAGGAAGCUGAGGAGAAGAAGGAAGCACAGCGGAAAGCUCUUCUUCAGAAAUAUGGGGGUCAGGACAAGUUCCACGACGAGACGCUCAAGAAGACUGCGGUCAUAGAGUCAGAGAAGUACGUCGAGUACGACGAACGGGGCCGUAUCAAGGGAGCACCCAAGGUCAAAGCGAAGUCAAAAUACCCAGAAGAUGUUCUCAUCAACAAUCACACGUCCGUCUGGGGCAGCUGGUGGUCGAAGUUCAAGUGGGGCUAUGCAUGCUGUCACUCAACAGUCAAGAACUCUUAUUGCACGGGCGAGGCUGGGAAGGAAGCGUUUGAGGCAGCAGAUAGGAUGCGGACCGAGGCGGACUUUGAAGAGGUCCCCAAAGCUGUUGCCUGGAAAGAGGAAGAGGCGCUGGAAGAGCACGUGCCCAAUGCCGGCGACAGCGAUCAGAAGGUCAGACGGGACGUCAAUCGCAAGAGAACCUUGGAAGAGAUGACGAGCGGUAUCACGGAAGAGGAAAUGGAGGAGUACAGGAAGAAGCGCACCAUGGCCCAGGAUCCCAUGGCGAAGUACCUCAGCAAGGAGGCUUUCCUGAUGAUCGGAUGCGUUGUCCUGCUUCUCUCCCUCCAUGUCGGGUGCCAACUCAGCGGAGGCGAUUGCGCAUGCAGCUGCGCGUAUGCGCUGGAACUGAGGCGGAUGCGAAAGCAGAAGGGAGUGCAGAUGGUGCUGAGUGGCGCGGAGCUUCGUCACUGCCAAGAGCGUCCGACAGCACGGAGCACCCCCGUCAAGAUGUCUCUCUAUGGCUCGACCUCGAGCCGGAACGUCGACAUGGGCAAGCAGGAGUCGGACCUUGCCAUCAACAUCCGCAAGGCGACGAGCAUCGACGAGACCGCUCCGAAGCGGAAGCACGUCCGGGCCGCAAUCGUGUACACAUGGGACCACAAGAACUCCGGCUCCUUUUGGCAGGGCAUGAAAGUGCAGCCAAUUCUUGCCGACGAGAUCCAGACAUUCAAGGCCCUCAUCACCAUCCACAAAGUCCUCCAAGAAGGCCACCCUGUGGUGCUGAAGGAGGCACAGGCCCAUGUCGGCUGGAUAGAGAGCUUAGGCCGAGGCGUUGCGGGCGGCGAGGGCCUGCGGGGCUACGGACGGCUCAUUACGGAGUACAUAUACUACCUCCAGGCCAAGCUCGCUUUCCACCGCCAGCACCCCGAGUUCAAUGGAACCUUCGAGUAUGAGGAAUACAUCAGCUUGAAGUCCAUCAACGAUCCCAAUGAAGGAUACGAGACCAUCUCCGACCUCAUGACCCUGCAGGAUCAGAUAGACCAGUUCCAGAAGCUCAUAUUCUCCCAUUUCCGAAGCGGCGCCAACAACGAGUGCCGGAUAUCCGCACUAGUACCGCUGGUGCAGGAGAGCUAUGGCAUCUACAAGUUCAUCACAAGCAUGCUCCGGGCCAUGCACACGACGCUUGGCGAUGACGAAGCCCUUUCUCCCCUCCGCGGCCGCUACGACGCGCAACACUACCGCUUGGUCAAGUUCUACUAUGAAUGCUCCAACCUGAGGUAUCUGACGAGCCUGAUUACCGUCCCGAAACUGCCACAAGAUCCGCCGAACCUUCUCUCGGAAGACGAGACGGCACCCGCCUUGCCCGCGCGCCCGAAAGCGGACGAACCACCGCCGGCCCCUCGGGCACCAUCCGUAGAUCCCGAACCCAUCAACGAGUUUUGGAAGAAUGACCAGAGGAGGCAGCAAGAGGAAUAUGAGGCGGAACAGCGACGGCUGCAAGAACAAUGGGAGGCAGCCCAGCGCCAACAGCAAGAAGCUGCCCUUCGCGCGCAGAGGGAUUUUGAAGAGCAGCAGCGGCUCCAGGCAGAACAGGCACGUCUGGCGCAGGAACAACUAAUGCGCGAGCAGUAUCAGCAGCAGACCCAGGGCCGUCUGGCAGAACUCGAGCGAGAGAACCUGAACGCACGUGCUCAGUAUGAGCGCGACCAGUUAAUGUUGCAGCAGUACGACCAGAGGAUGAAGGCCCUGGAGGGAGAAAUACACCAGAUGAGCGCCAAUUUCCAGCAGCAGAUGGGCUCUCGAGACGACCAGAUCCGAGCUCUCCAGGAGCAACUCAACACAUGGAGAUCCAAGUACGAAUCGCUCGCGAAGCUCUACUCCCAGCUGAGGCAUGAGCACCUUCAGCUUCUGCAGAAGUUCAAGAAUGUGCAGCUCAAGGCCAACUCGGCUCAGGAAGCCAUAGAUGCGCGCGACAAGCUUUCGAGAGAACUCAAGACGAAGAAUCUCGAGUUGGCCGACAUGAUCCGCGAGCGUGACCGAGCCCUGCUGGAAAAAGACCGCAGCACCGGUGGCCAUCGGGAAGAGCUCGAAAAGCUAAAGCGCGAGCUUCGCUUUGCUUUGGACAGGGCUGAGAACGCCGAACGGGGCAAAGGCUCGGAGCUCUCCGCUAUGCUGUCUAGGCAUAACCGAGAAAUCGCAGACCUCGAAGAAGCACUACGAAACAAGACCCGUGCACUGGAUGAUAUGCAGAUGAAGUACCGCGAAGGCGAUUCGGACUUGGAGCGUCAGCUACGCGAGAAGGAAGAGGAGCUAGAGAUUUUCCGAGCAGGAAUGGACCAGACUUUGCUUGAACUGAACGAGCUGAAGCUGAAUCAGAAUGCGAACGACAACGUGCUCGAUGGGCACCUCGAUUCUCUCAUCCAGGACAGCCUCCACAAGAUCAACGACAUCAUCGAUUCUGUGCUCCAGAGCGGCGUGCAGCGUGUGGACGAUGCACUGUACGAACUGGAUUCUUCCAUGCACGCUGGUAACCAGAAUGCUUCCGGCGCAUUUGUACUCUCACAGAUCGAGAAGGCCUCGACAUGCGCUAUGGACUUUGCAACGGCGUUCAACGGAUUCAUUGCCGACGGGCCUAAUGCUACACAUGCCGAAGUGAUUAAGACGGUCAACGCGUUUGCUGGCGCUAUUGCGGAUGUGCUCAGCGACACCAAGGGACUUACACGAUUCGCUUCAGACGAGAACAAGUCGGAUGCUCUGAUCAACGCUGCUCGUAUCUCUGCUACCGCGACAGUGAAGUUCUUCCGUAACGUCCAAUCAGUGCGGAUGUACGACCUCGAUGUCGACGGCAAGUUCAACGUUGUCGUAAACAACAACGCCGAGGUGCUUCGCAACCUACAAAGCUUGUCCAAGCUGGCAGACGCCUUCGCGCCAAAGAGCAAGAUCACCAAUGCUUCAGGAGAUCUUGGUGACUUGGUCGACAACGAGCUGACCAAGGCUGCCAAUGCCAUCGAGGCUGCUGCCGACCGUCUCGCGAAGCUCAAGAACAAGCCUCGCGAUCAGUUCUCGACGUACGAACUCAAGAUCCACGACUCCAUCUUGGAGGCCGCUAUUGCGGUCACGAACGCUAUUGCCCAGCUUAUCAAAGCCGCCACAGUUUCUCAGCAAGAAAUUGUGCGUGAGGGUCGCGGGAGCAUGACGCGGACGCAGUUCUACAAGAAGCACAACCGCUGGACCGAAGGUCUCAUCAGCGCCGCCAAGGCCGUCGCCUCGUCAACUAACACGCUCAUCGAGACUGCCGAUGGCGUCAUCUCCGGCCGCAACUCACCUGAGCAGCUCAUCGUUGCAUCCAACGACGUUGCAGCCUCGACCGCCCAGCUUGUCGCUGCAAGCAGAGUCAAGGCUAGCUUCAUGAGCAAGACGCAGGACCGGUUGGAGAGUGCGUCCAAGGCGGUUACGAGUGCAUGCCGCGCGCUUGUUCGUCAGGUGCAGGAUAUCAUUGCACAGAAGAACAAGAAUGAGAAUGAGACGGUAGAUUACACCAAGUUGAGCGAUCACGAGUUCAAGGUCAGGCAGAUGGAGCAGCAGGUCGAGAUUCUACAGCUCGAGAACUCGCUUGCCCAGGCCAGGACGAGACUGGGCGAGAUGAGGAAGCUGUCGUACCUUGAGGAAUAGACGCCAAGCCCGUCAUUAACGCCCACCCGUUGCUGCUCAAACGCGUCGCGGAUGGUUACAGAUGGUAGUGUCGCUAAAAGUCCUCGUCAGGAGGACGCUGCGGAGAUUGUAUUGUGCUUCGGGUUACAGCGAUUCAUGGAUGGAAUGGAAAGGAAUGGGUUGGAUGGGCCUUUGAAAGCCCUCGCGCGCAUCAAAUACCACCUUUGUCUUGUUUACCUUGGAACUUAUUCAUGUGGCUUGAGGUAGAAAGAAUGCACAUGUGGACUCUGGAACACUGACC
Molecule: messenger RNA, 5137 nt
Organism: Trematosphaeria pertusa
Lineage: Eukaryota; Fungi; Ascomycota; Dothideomycetes; Pleosporales; Trematosphaeriaceae
Product: ANTH-domain-containing protein
Exons: 10
Coding region: 73-4857 (1594 amino acids)
Biological process (GO): endocytosis; actin filament organization; clathrin coat assembly
Cellular component (GO): actin cortical patch; clathrin-coated vesicle
Molecular function (GO): clathrin light chain binding; phosphatidylinositol-3,4-bisphosphate binding; clathrin-cargo adaptor activity
Source: RefSeq, a predicted model, not a curated record